Molecule: messenger RNA, 2339 nt
Organism: Biomphalaria glabrata
Lineage: Eukaryota; Metazoa; Mollusca; Gastropoda; Planorbidae
Product: aspartate aminotransferase, cytoplasmic-like
Exons: 11
Coding region: 222-2192 (656 amino acids)
Biological process (GO): L-aspartate biosynthetic process
Cellular component (GO): cytosol
Molecular function (GO): L-aspartate:2-oxoglutarate transaminase activity; pyridoxal phosphate binding
Source: RefSeq, a predicted model, not a curated record
UUUUCUCGGUAUUUAGACUUACAAAACUCAAGGUUGUUAGCUUAUCGUUGACAUAGCACCUUUUCUGAUCCCAAGGCUAAGGAACAAUACUGUACUUAGCUAGAUCUAGACUCUAGUACUUUCAUCACAUCUACUAUCUGAAGUAGACUCUAUACGCAAAUCUAGACUAGGUCUAGAUCUACAUCUAAUCUAGACCUUUCACAGUCAACAAACAAAAAGAAAUGUCCGAUUCAGUUUUUAAAGAUGUGGAAAGUGCCCCACCAAUACAAGUAUUUCAACUCACAAAGUUAUUUCUUGAUUCUACUGAUCCAAAUAAAGUGAACCUUGGAGUUGGAGCUUACAGAACAGAAGAAGGAAAGCCAUGGGUGUUGCCAGUUGUUCGUGCCGCUGAACUCCAAAUGGCCAGUGAUGAAACUUUAAAUCAUGAAUACCUUCCUGUUGCUGGGCUACCUGACUUCAGAACAGCUGCUACUAGAAUAUUGUUGGGCCAGGGUCAUAAAGUACUUGCGGAAGGCAAGGUUGAAAGUUUUCAAGCUCUAGGUGGAACAGGAGCAUUGAGACUUGGUGCUGCUUUUUUGAAAAAUGUGAUGAAAUUCAGUACAGUGUACAUAUCAGAUCCCACUUGGGAAAAUCACAGAGGCGUCUUUCAAGCUGCUGGAUUCAAUGAUAUCAAGCUAUACAGAUACUGGGACAAUGAAACAAGAGGUCUGAAUUUUGCUGGCAUGUGUGAAGAUCUUUCAAAUGCUCCAGCCAAUGCUGUUGUUAUAUUGCAUGGAGUAGCCCAUAAUCCAACUGGUAUUGAUCCAACUAGAGAGCAGUGGAGACAAAUAGCUCAGAUAUGCAAAGAGAAGAAUUUGUUUGUUUUCGUUGACUGUGCAUAUCAAGGGUUUGCAAGUGGAAGUUUAGAGGAAGAUGCUUGGGCAUCUCGUUAUUUGGCUGAUCAAGACAUUGAUAUGUUUGUUGCACAGUCUUUCUCUAAAAAUUUUGGACUUUACAAUGAGAGAGUUGGCAAUCUUGUGGUGAUCUCAAAAGAUCCUAAAAAGUUGACUGAAAUCCGAAGCCAGAUGGAAAUUCAAAUAAGAGUUGUGUGGUCAAACCCACCCAAUCAUGGAGCACGAAUUGUGACCACUGUUCUCAACAAUACUGCUUUUUUUGAAGAAUGGAAAGGACAGAUUCUGACAAUGGCUAACAGAAUUAAGAAAAUGAGGCAAGAACUUUUGGACAAUUUGAAAAAACUUGGUACGCCUGGAAACUGGGAUCACAUAACAAAGCAGAUAGGAAUGUUUAGUUACACUGGUCUAACAGAAAAACAAGUUGAAUAUUUGAAAAGCAAGAGCAUAUAUUUAUUGAGUAGUGGACGUAUCAGCAUGUGCGGUCUUACUUCUAAAAAUGUUGCUUAUGUUGCAAAAACCAUGGAUGAAGCAAUACGUGCUUACCCCACACUAAACUUUUCUGCUCAUGCUGGGGAACCUGGACCUGGAGAUGAGAGUUUCUCAUUUGUUGAAUUUGCAAGGCAGAAAUUAAAUCCACCAGAGCAAGGCUAUAAUGUGGUUAAAACAUCAGUUAUCAUUGAUGGAGCGUUGGAAAGAGAGAUGGGUGAGAAUGAGUUCAAACUAAAAGACACUGAAAGCUCAGAGUCCUUUAUCAAAAUAAAAAUGCUCGGAGUUUUAUCCUCCACAUCAACUCCUGAAGCAGAGUCCAAGCAGUGUGUCACAUUGGAUGAGGAAGCCGAAGAUGGAGAAAAUGUGGAUCUUGGGGAAGUCCAGAAUAUUCUAAGCAUAGAUACUCAAGCUGGGACAUUAAGAACUUCAGUGAAGACCUUCAAAACAAGGAGCAUUCAGACAGUGGCUUCUGACAAAGUGGAACCAGACACAUAUAAAAACAGAGCGAUUCCAGCCAGGUUUGAGGGCACCAUGAUGACACCUGUUUACUUUGAUGGCAUUAUGAUUACUCCAGAAAAAUUAGAUGUCAUGUUAACAGAAGCUUCAAAAAAAGGUGACAACUUUUCUUUACCCAUCAAAUUACAAGGUGGUAUGCUGUCCACAGCGUUUAAAGCCAUGUCCCAGACAGAUAAAGGAGAUGAACCUGUUCCAGUUAAGUUUCAUGGAAAGCUCCAAGGUUUACUAGAACCUAACAAAGAUGGUCAGUCUGUCCCUGUCACAUUUGAUGGAAAUAUGAGAAAAUUAGAGUAAAAUUACUUGACAAUUACUGUACUUCAAAUGCUAAAGUGAAACCAAAAAUUUAACACAAUGCCAUUUUUUUUCAAACUUUUUAAAAACUUUAUCUUUAUAUCUAUUUACAAAUGUUGAGUAAAUUACUAAAAUAAAAUGCAAAAAUUC